AUGGCAGAUCUCCCUAAGUUCAACCCUUCUCUUAACAUCCCCCCCAUUAAGUCCAAAGUGACCAGGGAACCAGGUUUGGAAGACGGUGGAGUGAAAACGGGAGAACCGUCCGCUCCAGUUUUCACCCGUAAGCUUCGCAAGGCCGCGGUGGGAACGGGCUGUGACAUCCGACUUCGGGUGUUGGUGUCAGGACACCCGAAACCGUUGCUGACCUGGUACCGCAACGACGAGCUGCUCCCCCCCUCGGACUCCCAGGACUCAGGAGGGCUGUGGAUCCGGGACUGUCGAACGAGCGACGCCGGCCUGUACACCUGCGUGGCGACCAAUGAGCUGGGAGACGCGUCCUGCAGCGCCGUGCUCGCCGUCAUGGACCUCGGUGAAGACUCAGAGACCACAGAGGAUGAGACCACAGAGCCUCAGGUGGAAACCAAAGAGGAAAAAGCCGGCAGGAGAGGUCCCUCAGGUGAGGGAGGAAGGAUGAUGGAGUAUAACCCGGACGCCGCGGACCGCAGGGCCACCCUCCCCGGCACCUACGACCCCGUGGUGGAGCGGGAGCUCCGGGCCCUGGGCUCCCGCCCCCCGGGGCCGCACCUGGACCCCGCCAACCCGGCCAGGACUCAAACAGCAGAGGAGCCACGGGGGCUUUCCUCCUGUGCCCCCCUGUUGCCCCCCCAGGCACCUUUCGGCGCAAACAAAAACGGCGUCGACGCACGGAAGCGGGAACCGGAAAACCGCGAGCCCUCCGACCCCCGGGCUCCCAAGAACGUCCGGUCGUCCGGAGUGGCCACGACCCCCAAAAUGGCUCGCGCGGGGCCCAAGAUUUUUGACAAGGUCCGGGCUUUUGAGCAGCGGCGGGCGGAGGAUGAGGAGGAGGAUGGAAGGACGAAGAGGAGGGCGGCGUUCCAGAAGCGGGCCUCCUCGCUGGAGGACGAGACCGGCUACUCCCAGAAGGUCCAGGGCUACCAGAACAAGUUCGCCCAGGAGCUCCAGAGGAUCAAGAAGCUGGUGGGGAAGCCCGGCCUGAGGAAGGCCUACUCCGUCGAGCAGCUCUCGCCGAGGGAGGGCGGGCCGGCCACCGGGAAAAUCGAGCCCAUCCCCCCCCGCGUGGUGGAAAAGCUGGAGGCCAGGCGGCGGGCCCUGGAGGAAGGAGACCCGGGCGGUGGGAAGAAGGAGAGGGACGGGACGGCGCGAACGGUGGAUUUUCCAAUGGGAAAAAGCGUGGGGGAAAGCUCUGUUACCAUGGAAACGCAGCCGGUUCACCAGUUACCAGGACAACCGGUGCCAACGGCUCCAAGGAAAAGCCAAACCAGCGAUCAAGGACCGCAGGCGGCCGGCAAAACUGCGUCCAGAAGCCUUCGGUCCCCCUCCAAAGACACAGGACCGGAUUCAAAGACCGACCGGGUACCCAGCCCAACGGGGAAGAGGGAUCCAGGGUCCCGCCACCCGCCCAAACCUUCCAGGCUAUCCCCGUCGCCCACCCUGUCCUCCAGCCCGACCUCGAAGAAGAGGAGGGCCGAAGCCGGUCGGCAUUCUCCGGCCGCCCCGAAAGCGGACAUCCCCACGAUCCUGAUCGAGGACGAAUCCAUGGAGAGCCGAACCGCCCCGAGCCGGACCGGGAAGAGGGAUGGAAGGGUUCGAAAGAGCAAGAUGGGACGAUCGGCUCGGCCCAGGACGUCAGAAGAAGGGGGCUCUUCGGACGACUCCUACCUCUCGGCCGACGAGGAAACGGGCGAGGGCCCGGCGUUCGAGAAGCCUCUGGAGGACAUGGCGGCACGCAGUGGCUCCGAAGUCAGGCUGCAGUGCGUCGUCACCGGAAGCCCGGCCCCCACCGUUACAUGGAGAAAGAAUAACGUGGAGCUGCGGAGCGACGCCUUCCAUUCGAUCAAGGCGGAGGGGGGGAGGCACAGCCUGCUGAUAAAGGAGAUGGGGCCUCACCACGCCGGCUCCUACAGCGUCCAGGCGGUCAACGCAGCCGGCCGGGCGUCCUGUGCCGCCACCCUCUACGUCCGAUCGGAGCCGACAAGCGUCCAGCACGGAAAACCGCCGGUCCCCCCGGAUGUCAGCAGCCCGGUCCAGUCGGAUGAGGAGUAUCUGAGCCCUCAGGAGGAGAUGAUGGAGGUCGGAGACUCGACUCCUCGGAAUAAAGGCGUCCUCUUGAAAGAGCCACCCUCAUUUCUGGUGGCACCAUGUGACCAGGGGCUAACCGAGGGUCAAGAUGUUGUCCUGGCAGCGAGGGUCGCGGGGCAGCCCAGACCCAUGGUGUACUGGCUGAAGGACAGGCUGAUGGUGAAGACGGCGGGGCGCUUCACCGUCCGAGAGACGGAGAGCGGCGCCAGCGAACUGAGGAUCAGCUCAGCCCGGAAAGAAGACGCGGGCCUUUACGUUUGCAAGAUCGUCAACGAGUACGGGGCAGAGCAGGCGGAGGCCAAGCUGGAGGUCGGAGCCGCGGCGCCGACGGCUCUGAAGAUCACCGGGGAGGUCAAAGACGCGUCGGUUCGGGCUGGAGAGUCGGCCGUCUUCGACUGCCACAUCACGGGGCCGGCAGACGUGGAGGUAGACUGGCUGUCCAACGGAAAGCUGAUCCAGCCGGCGCUACUCAACUGUAAGAUGCACUUUGAUGGAAAGAGGUGUCGUCUCAUGCUAAACUCUGUGCACGAGGACGACAGCGGAGUAUACACCUGCAAGCUGAGCACUGCCAAAGAGGAGCUGACCUCAAGUGCAAAUUUGAAAGUCACUCCAUCCAGAGAGCCUCUGUUCACUCGUAAACUAGACAUCUUGGAAGUCAUCGAAGGGCGCACGGCUCGAUUUGACUGUAAGGUGAGCGGAUCGCCUGCUCCACGAGUCACAUGGAUGCACUUUGAGACCCGAGUGGAAGAAAACGACAAUGUCCGCGUCCUUCAAGAGGGGGGUCGCCACUCUCUCGUCAUUGCCCACGUCAGCACCGAAACGGAAGGCUUUUACACGGCGGUGGCUCAGAACGCGCACGGGAAGUCCGAAUCCACCGCCGAGCUCUACGUGCAGGAACCGAGGGCCGCCAUCUCCUCGCACAUGGCCAAGUUGGAGAAGAUGCCGUCCAUCCCCGAGGAGCCGGAAAUGCUGGAGAGUGAGGUGGAGAGGAGGACCAUGCCGGACUUCCUGAAACCUCUGGCCGACGCGGAGGUCAUCGAAGGGAAGGAGUCGGUGCUGAAAUGCAAGGUGGCCGGCCUGCCCUAUCCGACCAUCGCCUGGUACCACAACGGCAAGCGCAUCGAGAGCAGCGAGGAGCGCAAGAUGACUCAGUACAGGGAUGUCCACAGUCUGGUUAUUAGGAGCGCUUGUCAUGCUCACGGGGGCGUCUACAAGGCCGUAAUCUCCAACAAAGUGGGCAAAGCGGCGUGCUACGCCCACCUCUACGUUACAGAUAUUGUUCCGGACCCUCCCGAUGGUCCUCCAGUGAUCGAGGCCAUCACAGGGAAAACUAUAAGCCUCAGCUGGAAGAGACCAAAGAGGCUUGAGCCAUCCCUGGAUGCCACCUCCUUGCUGUAUGUGGUCCAGCAGCAGCCUCUGGGCUCAAUCCAGUGGUCUGUCGUGGCGUCUAACCUGAAAGAGACAAACUACACCGUCGCCUCCCUGUCGAAGGGAGUUCGUUAUGCGUUCAGGGUCCUUACAUCCACCGGGAAGACACUCAGCAAACCAUCCCCAUCCACCGAUCUGGUCCAGCUGCUGGACAGAGGGCCAUAUCUGAGGAAAGCUCCGAUUAUUUUGGACAAACCAGACGUAGUGUACGUGGUGGAGAAUCAACCUGCAAGCAUCACCAUCACACUGAACCACGUGCACGCAGUGGUCACCUGGAAAAAGAGGGGCGUAGUGUUGAUCAACAGACCGGGAACGUGUGAGAUGAGCAUGCCGGACGAUGAUCAGCACACCCUGACGCUACAGCGGGUCAAAAGCACCGACGCCGGCCAGCUGGUGGUGACUGCCUGCAACCAGUUUGGCAGCGACCUCUGCACGCUUCAGCUGGCCAUGGCAGUUCCUCCUAAAUUUGAAACCAUCAUGGAAGAUUUGGACGUGCGUGUCGGGGAUAUGUGCCGGCUGGCUGUGGAGGUCGAAGGGAAGCCGGACCCAGACAUCCUGUGGUUUAAGGAUGAUGCUCUUCUCUCCGAGGGCAGCCACUUCACGUUUGUGUACGACGAUCCGGAGUAUUCUCUGGUGGUCCUCAACGCCCAGCCGGAGCACUCGGGCGUGUACACCUGCACGGCCAGGAACCUGGCCGGCUCCAACUCCUGCAAGGCCGAGCUCACGGUCCACACGGAGCGAAAAGAAGAGGCCGAGCCGAUGGAGGACGAGGGGACCAUUCUGAGGAAGAUGAGGCGUUUGACGGAUUACUACGACGUCCACAAAGAGAUCGGGCGGGGGGCCUUCUCCUACGUGAAGAGAGUGACCGUCAAGAAGGGAAAGGCAGAAUUUGCUGCCAAGUUCAUCUCCGCCCGGGGAAAGAGGAAAGAAUUGGCGCUCAGGGAAAUGGAUCUGCUGUCCGAGCUGGACCACGAGAGGGUUCUCUACUUUCACGAUGCCUUUGAGAAGAAGAACGUGGUGGUGCUCCUCACGGACUUAUGUCACGAGGAGCUGCUGGAGAGAAUGGCCAAGAAAACCGCUGUCAUGGAAUCAGAGAUCCGCAGCAGCGUUCGGCAGAUUUUGGAGGGCCUUCGCUAUCUUCACCAAAAAAGCAUAGCUCACCUCGAUAUCAAGCCUGAGAACAUUUUAAUGGUGAGCCCGGGGAGUGACCAAAUUCGCAUUUGUGACUUUGGAAACGCCAUAAAAUUGGAUGCUUCGGAGGGGUGCUACUGCAAAUAUGGCACCCCCGAGUAUGUCGCGCCAGAGAUUGUUAACCAGACCCCCAUUUCCACUGCAACAGACAUCUGGCCCGUUGGUGUCAUCACUUACCUCUGUCUGACUGGAGUGUCUCCGUUCGCCGGGGAGGAUGACCGAUCCACUGCCCUCAACAUACGGAACUACAACGUGGCGUUCGAGGAGAGCAUGUUUUCUGGCCUCUGCAAAGAAGCAAAGGGAUUUGUCAUCAAGCUCUUAGUGGUGGACAGACUGCGGCCCAGUGCAACGGAGGGCCUCCGUCACCCUUGGUUGAAGUCGCCUACAAAUAAGGGCAUCAGCACCACCAUGCUUAAGCAGGUUCUCUCUAGAAGGCGAUGGCAGCGAUCCCUCAUCAGCUACAAAUCCAAGAUGGUGAUGCGGUCCAUCCCAGAGCUCCUCAAUGACUCGUCGAACCACGUCUCCAUCGCCAUGCCACGAAAUCUAAAAGAGGGCUCCCCGCCGCCCUCCUCCUCGUCCGACUCCGAUGCAGAUGUGGAUGAACUUCCCUUUAUUCCAAUGCCACUGUCCAUGUUUUUUUCUGGCUCCAGGGUGUCCCUUAAUGAGAUCCCAGGUGAUGAAAAUGGCAGGCAGCCAGGUGUUGCUGGCGGUGGGACGAGGAGAAACGACAGCACAGACGUGGCAGGCUCUGGCGGAGGGGAUAUACAAAGAAUGAAAAACGAAGAGGAACCUCAGGAUGGGGAGAGAGCGGGGAAACGAGCUGCUCUCAGCAAAGGGUCGAGCGUGGAGGCCGAAGAAUCGCAGACCAAAGCCAGGCGAGCUACCAUGAGGAGAGGCAGCUCUGCGGACUCAGCGCUCCUUCUCCACAUCGACCCGGAGGACGAAAAUGCAGAUGAAGAUUCGGCGGGCAAUAAAAACAGCCUGAAAAAGGCUGUUUCCAUGGAACUGCCCAACCGCAGCCCGAGUCCCGGGGCAACCAAGUUAAGCCAGGAGGAUUACGCUCUGAAACUGGAUUUAAUGAGGCAGCGACUGCUGAGGGGAGGGAGUGCCGAUAAAAAGAUGAGCGGGCUGAGGGGGCCCCUGUUCGAAACGCUCGGCGUGAAUGACGAGAGGCGGACGGGGUCGCUCGAUCGGAACCUGAGGCGAUCACGGGCGGGUCCGUCCACGCUCACGAGAGCGGCAUCUUCUGAGAGCGCCGGGGAGGACGUGCCGAAGACCAAAGUGUUUCGUAAGAGCGUCUCCUUCACCCAGGGCGACUCUGAGCCCAUACCCCUUCACCGCAGGUUCGGGGCCCCCUUAGAGAUUCCCUCGGCGGGCAGCGCUAGCGCGGCGGGGAGGACACUCCAGGAGGCCAUCUCCAUGUCCGCACUGACUGAACAAGCCACGCUUGAGUCUCAACCUCCCUCGCCCAGGGAAAGACCUUCCUUCGAAUUCCCGGCACAAGAAAAAAUGGACCAAUCGCAGAGUAAGGGCAAUGUGAGAGAAUGCGAGGACGCAGAUGUAAUAGCAGAGAAAAGGACCAAAAUUCAACUCGACAAGGGAAGCAAAGUGGAAUCGGAGUCGAGAUCCCCCUCCGUUGUCACCCCUAUAAUUGUAAUAGAAGAGGACGAUGAGGAAGAAGGAAGAAAAUAUCCAAUCUUACAAACAAAUGAAAAGGAAAUGGAAGAUUCAGGGGUCAUUCAAGCUGUUGAUGUUACCGCUCAAACAUCAGUCAAACCCCACUCCAAAGAUGUUGCUCCUACAGUCAAACCAAGUGAUACAAAGUCUGGUGGUACGUCGGCCUUGUCUGAACAUCCAGCAGUUUUUGCCAAAAUAGCAACUGGGGACGGACCUUCCGGUCCCGUCUCCUCCUCCUCGUCGAACCCUGAUCUUCUUGCCACGCCUCGUCGCCCCGUGCUUCGAACGGACAUCAAAGACAUCGAUUCAGAGGAAGUCUUUGAGGCGAGGUUCAAGAAGCGAGAGUCGUCGUUGACCCGCGGCCUCCGCAAACUGACCAGAAACAAAUCGGAGGAGAAAUCGCCUGUGUUAAGCCGCAAGCUGCCUGAUGGAGGGGAGGAGGUUUACAGGCCAGGGCCAAGAGGAGCUCCCAUUGAAAUGGUAUCCAAAGGUCUGCCAGAAAAAUCCAAAUCUGUUCAAGACUUAAGAGAAGUAGAUCAGGACACUAGCCUUGGUCUUAUGGGGAGGUUUUCUUUGAGGGGGAGGCGGUCAACAUCCAGUGAGAAGAAGGGUGAGACGGCAAAGGAGGAAAAGCCAGCCAACCAACAAGAAACCGCCACAAACAAGAGAGUUUCAUGGGCCAUUGGUCGUAGCAAGUCUCUGGAUACGAAGGAGCUGAAUGGUGGCGGAACACAGAAGCGGCCGGAGGAGAGAGAGCAAACAAAAGCUGACGAGUCAUCCGUUUCUGCCAUGAGGCGCAAGUUUGAGUCCAAAGUGGCUGGAAUUUCUGCCAAAAUAAGGAGUCAGUCGGAGGAGAGGAAGGCCAAAGAGGCGGGGGAGAGUCCAAAAGAGCCGGUGGAGAAGAAUUCGAAAAAGGUCCCGGAGUCGCCCGUCUUAGCGAUGCGGCAGAAGUUCGAGAACAAAGUGGCCGCCAUCUCCACGAAACUCCGCAGUCAGUCGGAGGAAAGGAAAGCCGAGGCGGACGGUAAGGGCACGCCUCUGUUUGCCCGCCACCGGCACUCCCAAUCAGAGGGCCGCGGGCUUAAGGGAAUGGGCAUCCCCGAGAACCAGCUGGCAAAACAGACCGGCGCCGCUGCAUCCAAGGAGUCCAUCGAGUCCGCGUCCAGCAUCCAAUCUGAAAAAGCAUCGGAAAGUGAAAGAAGAUCACGUUGGGACAGGUGGGGUCUGACAAGAGGCAAGAGAGACAAAACCCCCUCUCAGUCGGAUUUGUCCACGGCUGUCCCGAAAGAAGAAGGGUUCAAGGAAAGCCAGCAGUUUUCCCGCUCCGCUUCGGAUUUUGCUCCGGUGUUCCACAUUAAACUGAAGGACCACGUCUUGUUAGAGGGGGAAUCCGUCACCCUCAGUUGCCUUCCAGCUGGCAGUCCCCAUCCAGAAAUAACAUGGAUGAAAGAUCGGAAAUCAUUUGAGCCGACCGAUGAUCGAAUCCACCUCGUAUCCCAUCCAGAUGGAAGGCAGCUUCUUACAAUCCAGAGUUCCAGCCACAAGGAUGCUGGAGUUUAUGAAUGUGUGGCUACAAAUCCCAUAGCCACUAUCACUACCUCUUGUAAACUCUCCAUUGCCUGUGUCCCAAAACGACCAGGGACCCCAGAAGUAGCUCAGACUUACAACAACACGGCCUUGGUACUGUGGAAGCCUGUGGACGCGAAAUCUCCAUGCAGCUAUUCUCUGGAAAGAAAAGCCGAAGGCGAUUCAAAGUGGGUAACCGUCGUCACGGGAGUUGUCGACUGCUACUACAACGUCACCGACCUGCCACUAGGCAGAACUUAUAAGUUCCGUGUCUCCUGUGUCAACAAGGCUGGACAAGGCCCGCACAGCAGCUGCUCUGCUCCAGUGUGCCUGGAUUCCACAGCUGGUGGAGCUUCACCUUCCAUUGCUGUUGUGAAGACGGUGCCAGCUUCGUCUGAAAAGCUGCUCACCUCCUCUGUAACAGUCCCUCUGCUAAAAGCAGGUCAGAGCAGUGCUACCAGGACACCUCAGCCUCCCAUCACCUCCACCCCCUCCUCUCUUGCAACCCCACACUCUCUUCAGACUCCGUAUCCUCCGUCCAAGACGGCGGUUACUCCCUCCCCUCUGCCCGCCGGCCCUACCGCAAACCCUCCUCCACCACUGGCCGGUGAAGACGCUAAGAAAAUAAGCGCCGCACCCCCAGCUCUGCCCGUCGUCAAGGCUCCCCCUCCCUUUGUGCUCCCUAAACCUCAGAGUCCAGUAAAUGUGGUUACCCCCAUGACCCAGACCCCGGCUAUACCCCAACCGCAAUCUCUUGUAACCCCGCCUCCCGCACCAACGAAACCAGCCGUGGCCUCCGUUCCCACUUACAUCUCGACGGCCGGCGCCACGGCUCGAGUGGCUCCGACUCCCGUGGCUCCGACUCCCGUGUCCUUCUCCCCGCAAGUCCUCCAGGCCUCGAGCCUAAGUCCUAUUGGAGAGGGUGCCAGCACCCCCACCAGAGGCACUCCGUCGGGGCGUGCCACACCCUCCACCGCCCUGCGACAGGGAGUUCCUCAGAAACCGUACACGUUCCUGGAUGAAAAAUCCAGGGGUCGGUUUGGAGUGGUCCGCGAAUGCAGGGAGAACUCCACAGGGAAAAUCUACAUGGCCAAGAUCAUUCCCUACACUCAGGAGAGCAAGCAGGACGUGCUGAAGGAGUACGAGAUCCUGAAAUCCCUCCACAACGAGAGGGUCAUGGCACUGCAUGAGGCAUACGUCACACCACGCUACCUGGUGCUGGUGGCAGAGUACUGCACCGGCAAAGAACUGCUGUACAGCCUCAUAGACAGGUUCCGUUACUCCGAGGACGAUGUGGUGGGUUACUUGGUCCAGAUCCUCCAGGCCAUCGAGUACCUCCACAGCCACCGGAUCCUCCACUUGGACCUCAAACCCGACAACAUCAUGGUGACCAACCUCAACGUCAUCAAAAUUGUGGACUUUGGCAGCGCUCAAAGCUUCAACCCGCUCAGUUUGAGACAGCAUGAAUCUGGAGCAGGAACACUGGAAUACAUGGCUCCUGAAAUGGUGAAAGGUGAAGUUGUUGGUCCUCCGGCGGACAUUUGGAGUGCUGGAGUUGUGACCUACGUCAUGCUAAGCGGUCGGCUACCGUUUGAAGAUAAGGACCCUCAACAAAUUGAAUCCAAGAUCCUGAUGGCAAAGUUUGACCCAACAAAACUGUUUCCUAACGUGUCCCAAAGUGCCUCGGCCUUUCUGAAGAAGACGUUGAGCAGCUACCCAUGGGCCCGCCCGACCACGCGUGACUGCUUCACGCAGGCCUGGCUCCAGGACUCCUACCUGAUGAAGCUCAGGAGGCAGACGCUCACCUUCACCUCCGGCCGGCUCAAGGAGUUCUUGGUGGAACAGCAGAGCCGGCGCGCCGAGAGCGCCACCAAGCACAAGGUGCUGCUGCGCACCUACCAGGGCUCGCCCCGGUCCCCGGCGGCCGGGACCGGACCCCAUGUCCCCAGCCCAAAGUGAGACGACGACAGCAAAAAAGUCGCACGAACAGGCAAACGCUCCGAGCACGUGUUGAGUUUUGAUUUGGGAAAUAUUCCGAGACCCAGCAACAAGGUUGAUUCUGAGAAGAACCAAAAGAAUGAACGACAUUCAGACCUGCUCGUGAACUGACGCCGCAAAGGGACACAGGGUGUUUCUUUAGAGAGUUUUGUCGGUCACAUUUGUGAAUUCCGAAAUUGCACAUCGAUAUUUGCUUUCAACAACUACUAGUGUACAGUCUGCACGAUGAACCUGGAACUAACAUCACUCAGUUUUAUAGUUACCAACUCAUGGGAAUGUGCUAUGAAGUAAGUUGCUAACUUACUGUUUCAUUCUGUCACGUUUUAGACAUUAAAAACCAAAAAUAGUUUAUUUUUCUUUCCCUUUGGAAAUUUGUUUACUGUUUUUCAUGUUAAUUUAUUUGCAUGUGGGUGUGAGUGUGUGUGGGUGUAUAUGUAUGUGUGUGCAUGAGCAUUUUUGAUUCAUUUAAAAUUAUCAGUAAGGCAAACAAAACAAAACAAAAAAACUCUAAGGCGUGUCUGUGAUUGGUGUCAAGUCAUCCAGUAAAAUAUUUUUGGGGUGUGAUAGGAAUUUCUCAUUUGUGCAACUCCUUGUUCUGUGGUUAAUCCUCAACACUAACGGUUAAACUGAUGUUAAAGAAUGUCAAACUCUGGUUAAAUUGAUGUGAUUUGUCAGUAUCAAACAUCAGUUAGUCUGGUUAUUCAAGUCACGAUCAUCCAGGUAGUGCCUAAAUUGGAUUAAGGUCCAAAAUAUCAAUCUUGUAAAUGUGUUUCCAUUGGUUCUAAAGGAAGAGUUUCAUUACAGUAUUCGGACGUUAGAAUAACUGCAAGAUGACUGUAGAUUCAUACAUUCAUUCAUAGGGUACUUACACAAAAGUCCUUGUUAUAAUAGAGAGUCCUGUGUACUGCUUUAUCACAGUGUUCUUUUUUGUAUGAAUUUGAAUGGUUAAAGAUUUUUAAAUGUACCAAUUUGCUGUGUUCAUAUGUGGCAAAAGUUGAAAAGCGUUUUUAUGAGAUAGUAUGUAAUAAACUAUUGAUAC
This is a messenger RNA of Menidia menidia (Atlantic silverside), 11026 nucleotides long. Lineage: Eukaryota; Metazoa; Chordata; Actinopteri; Atheriniformes; Atherinopsidae. The record is from the annotation of a GenBank genome assembly.